AUGUCUCUUCACGGAAUCCUGGUGGCUCUGAUCACCCCUUUCACCGAUGACCGCACUGCCAUCGACGAAGGCCGUCUGCAGGCCCACAUCGAGCACCUCAUCAAGGCCGGCGUGCACGGUCUGGUCCCCGGUGGUAGCACCGGUGAAUUCACCACUAUGACCGUUGCCGAGCGCAAACAGCUCACCGAGCUCUGUGUCAAGUUUGCCGCUGGCCGCGUCCCCGUCGUCGCUGGAACUGGCAGUCUCUCAUCCGCCGAGGCAGUUGAGCUCUCCGCACACGCAGCCCAGGCUGGUGCCGCUGCCACUAUGGUCGUGCCUCCAUUCUACGAUCCCGUCAGCAUCGAUGAGCUCCACGAGCUCCUUGACGAGGUCCACAAGGCCUCCAACCUGCCCAUUGUCUACUAUAAUAUCCCCAGCGCCUCGGGCCUCAAGCUGAGCCCUACUGAAAUCGCCGGACUCUCUAAGGUCGGCGUCAAGUACCUUAAGGACACCUCCGGUGACGCACCUGCGUUGACUGAGCUUAUCUUCAGUCUUUCCGAUCAGAUUACUUCCUUCAACGGCUGGGAUACUCUGACCUUCUACGGUCUUGCUGCCGGUGCCCCCGGUGGUGUCUGGGGCGCGGCGAACAUCAUUCCCGAGUUGGCCGUUGAGCUUUAUAAUGCAGUUGCUGUGCAGGGUGACCUGAAGCGCGGAAGGGAGCUCUGGGCCAAGGCUUUCCCAAUUUGCAAGUUCCUCGAGUCACACAGUUACGCCGCCGCUGUUAAGACUGGUGUGGAGCUCAUCGGUCAACCUACUGGUGGCCUACGCAAGCCCUUUGCUCUUCUGAAGCCUGAGCUACAGGCUGAGCUGAAGCAGUUGCUGCAAAAUGCGGGUGUUAAGACUAUCUGA
Molecule: messenger RNA, 888 nt
Organism: Penicillium olsonii
Lineage: Eukaryota; Fungi; Ascomycota; Eurotiomycetes; Eurotiales; Aspergillaceae
Source: the annotation of a GenBank genome assembly